CAACCAUGGCGGAUUCUGCCGUGUCUUCGGGAAUUCGGGGGUUAGAAACCCUUUUUGCAACGUGUCAGCACGUAUUAAAGUCUCAAAAUGAUGCGCUGAUAUGUUUCUUUCAUUCGUUUCUUAUAUCUAAAGGCCUGAAAUGUGUGGGACAUGGCGAAGAUGGCCCGAAUGUUAAGAAAACAGAAUUGCUCCCUGAUGGUUGGAACAACUGCCAAGAUGUGUAUAUUUUGAGAUACGAAGCUGAAGACUGUGGGAAGUAUGUCCUGAAGGUUGUGAAAAUGGACAAUGCCCUCUUGGUUCAUUUGCUGCGUGCAAAAGAUGAACAUAUGACAAGUUUGAAUGUAAAGGCUAGCGAUUAUACCACUGGCGAUUAUGCUUCUUACGAAAGUGCCUUCAAAAACUCCAGCGACCUUGAAAAGAAACUCAAAACAGAAAUAUGGGCAGAAAUGGUGACACCCCAAGGUCAAUCGAGUUCAAGGGCACAAGGGAAUAGGUCAAGGCCAGAGGGAAGGUCAGAUGACCCUUUGCGGGCUGGACCAGUAAGGGGAGGAAAUCCUAUGCCUCCUGAUUGGGUUGAACAAGGUGAUCCAUUCUCAGUUGGUAGAGGCGACCUCGACCCCUUUGGAGGUCAUCCCGGGGGCAUGUUGGUGGACCCCAUGCGGCAGGGCAGACAUCCUGGGAUGGGCUUUGAUCCCAGCGCUGGCUUACCAGGAAGUGGAAGACUACCGAGGGGAGCUGUUCCACCAGGUGCUCGAUUUGAUCCGUUUGGGCCACCUGGCCUCGGCCGUGGGGGUCCUGGUCGCCCUGGGCCUGACCCGGACCAUAUGAGGCCACCAGACUAUGAUGAUAUGUUUAUGUGAUAUCCUGAUUCAAUAGUUGGCAGGAACACAGCCAAAGCAUCCUAAAACACUCGCCUCACUCAAGUGAAGAUUGGGAGAUAUGCAAUUGAGGCAGUCGGAGCUAAAACUUCAGAAGCAACAUACAGUGGAACUUCUCUUUGUGGACACCUCUCUAUUAAGGACAAUCUCUCUAUUAAGGACACUAGAUUUGAUCCAAAGUUGGUUCUUUCCAUCAAUUUGACCUCUUUAUUAAGGACAGCACUUCUCAGUCCCAAGGGUGUCCUUUUUAGAGAGGUUUUACUGUAUUUAUCAAUUUGAUGCAUGUUUUGCGUGUUGUCAGCGGAGGUGUCUGGAGCAACCAUCCUUCAGAUGUCUGUGAUGGAGAUUGGAAUAAAUGGCUGCUCUCCAGCUUAAUCUUGAUUAUAAACACUUAAGUAAGUCUUGCUAAACAUGCAAAUUAUCACUCAAGUGUUUAUAAUCAAGAUUAAGCUUGAAAAAGUCUUGAUAUUAGUGAACUAGGCCGAGUUUGAUUCUAAGUGAUUACUGGUACAAACGUGGUUAGUGCCUUUGCACUAUUCGACAGUAGAGACUCCUAUUGACAACUUCUUGUAACUUAAUCUGGGCAACCAGGCCCCCUGCUUUUCGAUUCCUUUGAAUAAAAAUAAUGUGCCUGCUGGAUAUCUGUCAAUAGGCUUUUUAAGAAGAAGUAGAUUCGAGCUGCAUCACUCUGUUUAUGUUGUAUGGUAUCAUUAUUUUAAAUAAAAUUGUUAUAGAAAUUGA
Lineus longissimus is the source of this 1619-nucleotide messenger RNA. Its product is annotated as proteasome inhibitor PI31 subunit-like. Gene Ontology annotation, biological process: proteasome-mediated ubiquitin-dependent protein catabolic process. Lineage: Eukaryota; Metazoa; Nemertea; Pilidiophora; Heteronemertea; Lineidae. The record is from RefSeq and is a predicted model, not a curated record. The coding region runs from base 6 to 860 and encodes 284 amino acids. Gene Ontology annotation, molecular function: proteasome binding; endopeptidase inhibitor activity. The transcript has 7 exons.